Messenger RNA from Humulus lupulus (European hop), 1294 nucleotides. Its product is annotated as endonuclease 4-like. The record is from RefSeq and is a predicted model, not a curated record. Gene Ontology annotation, biological process: DNA catabolic process. Bases 191 to 1090 code for a protein of 299 amino acids. Gene Ontology annotation, molecular function: endonuclease activity; nucleic acid binding. Lineage: Eukaryota; Viridiplantae; Streptophyta; Magnoliopsida; Rosales; Cannabaceae. The transcript is spliced from 9 exons.
UUAUCUUCUCUCCAAUUUUCUCUCCUUUAACAAACAAACAAAGGCUUAGGGAAGGAGAUGGAGUAGAGAGUUACAGUACUCAACACUAACAUAUAUCAUCUAUAUAAAAGCUUACCCUAACUGCUUUGUGUACAUACCUCAAAACAAGCCCUAGUUCUGAAUAAUAUAAAAUAUUUGGUGGCUACCAAAUAUGUACCAGGGGUCAGAGUCAGUGCUGCUAAGGAAACUUGUGUUUCUGGUCUUGAUUCCAGGAAUUCUGGGAUGGGGACCUGAAGGUCAUUAUGCUACUUGUAAGAUAGCAGAGGGUUAUCUGAGUGAGGAAGCAGCGAGUGCUGUGAAAGAAUUGCUCGGAGAAUCAGCUACAGCUAAAGGAGACCUUGCAUCGGUGUGCUCGUGGCCUGAUGAUAUUCGCAAACAAUAUCCAUGGAGCGCUGCUUUACACUUCGCUGAUACACCCGAUUAUGUCUGUAACUACGAUUACCAAAGAGACUGCGUGGACACUUUUGGGAAUAAAGGUAGAUGUGUAACUGGGGCAAUUUUCAACUACACAAAGCAGCUAUCUGGUUAUCAAAACUCCAUCGUCCAAUCAAAAUACAAUUUAACUGAGGCACUUAUGUUCUUAUCUCAUUUCUUUGGGGAUGUCCAUCAGCCUCUUCACAUGGGUUACCUUGGAGAUUAUGGUGGUAACUUAAUAGGAGUACAAUGGUACGAAAGCAAGACAAACCUCCACAGGGUAUGGGAUGACAAGAUCAUUGAAUCUGCUUUGAAAUCAUUUUACAAUUCGGACCUUUCAACCAUGAUACAAUCCAUUCAUAAAAAAAUCCAAGCUGGUUGGUCUAAUGCUGCCUCAUCGUGGCGAGUAUGCCCAAAUAAUGAAACUGUUUGUCCAAAUCAGUAUGCCUCUGAAAGCAUUAUCUCAGCUUGCGAGUAUGCUUACACAAAUGUCACGGCAGGCACCACACUUGGAGAUGAAUACUUUCUUUCUCGGCUUCCUGUUGUGGAGAAGAAGCUAGCCCAAGGUGGGGUUCGAUUGGCUGCUAGCCUCAAUCGAAUCUUCUCCCCUCGAGCACAACUAAUUGCUCAGUAUUAAAGAUAUGUGGAAAUUGUGGACUAAUUAUUAGUAAGAAAUUGAGGUUUAGUCUUCAGUGUUUGGCUUCAUAAUUGUGAGUGGUCGUUUUGACCUUGUUUGUUUGUUUGUUAUUGCCUGAUCAGCUUCCCUUGGUUGUGUUUUGGCUGGAGUUGUACUCCAUACUCAAGAACUUUAUCAAUAACAUUAAUAACUUAUUAGACUAUA